AUCUCAGUUACUUUAAGAAAAUUAAAUUGCUUAACGUGUCAGAAUUCGGACGAAACAAGCGAGACUGAUUGCAUCGUCGACGCUUAAGUUGAAACUUCAGCAAGCGCUCUAACUAGUUAGUUGCGACUUGAGACGCUGGCAAGCACAACGAAAAAGAGAACGCGGCCCCAAAAUGACGGCUAAUUGGCGUGAAUUGUUUCCCACCAAACUGACCUUUAUCAUAUUUCUGCUGUACAUGUCAUUAUUUAUUGGUCAAGGUAUCUUUGUGACCGCCUCGCAGGAAUCGAACAAUUCCUAUAGUUAUAAUACCGUGACCGUGGUACUGCUCACGGAAGUCUUUAAGCUCAUAGUUUCGACGUGCCUCUAUUGCAGAGAAAACAAUCUACGCUCCUUGGCGCGUGACGUGCACAAGGAUCGCAACGUGCUGGCGCUCUACAUGGUGCCCGCGUUCCUGUACUGUCUGUACAAUAAUUUAGCCUUUGUGAAUCUCGCCACAUUCGAUCCCACCACAUAUUAUUUGCUGCUGCAGCUGCGCGUCGUCGUCACCGGCAUACUCUUUCAAAUCAUAUUCAAAAAGUAUUUGUCACAGCGCCAAUGGAUCUCAUUGAUACUGCUCACACUUGGCUGCAUGCUGAAGCAGGUGGACCUGAACAGCUUCUACAAUGAUGCCAACGAUGAUAGCGAAGCAGCGGCCAUACAGGGCGUAGCCGCUGCAAAUGCCACGCAAGCGAAUGCCAAAGCGCUGGGCAAAAAUAUGACCGGCUUUGAUUUUAGCAUUAGCGCCGUCUUUAUACUGGCCCAGACCAUAUGCUCCUGUCUGGCGGGCGUCUACAACGAGUAUCUGCUUAAGGACAAAGGCGCCGAUGUCAAUAUUUUUGUGCAGAACGUAUUCAUGUACCUGGACUCGAUUGUGUGCAAUGCGGUCAUAUUGCUGCUGCGCGGCGAACUGCUGGACGCAUUCAGUGGCCACAAUCUGGGCAGCAUUAUGCGCUUCAGUGUGCUCAUCAUAAUUGUCAACAAUGCCGCCAUCGGCAUCGUGACCAGCUUCUUCUUAAAGUACAUGAACUCAAUACUCAAGACAUUUGCGAGCGCCUUGGAGCUGCUCUUUACGGCCGUGCUAUGCUACUUUCUCUUCGCCAUACCCAUCUAUUUGAACACAGCACUGGCCAUUGCUGUCGUCUCGUAUGCCAUAUACUUGUAUACACAAAGUCCGGUUGUAAAUCUGGGCAAGGUGCGUCCCUUGGCGAGCAUUAGCGAUGCCACCGCCAAAUUAAACCCUAAGGAAAAGGAAGACAGACGCAAGCUGCUGGAUGAGCAGGGCGACACAGACCUGGAUAUGGAUAUAGUCUAGUAAAAUAGUUCGUAGUCUUCAAAU
Messenger RNA from Drosophila novamexicana, 1375 nucleotides. RefSeq names its product UDP-galactose transporter senju (gene senju). The transcript has 3 exons. Gene Ontology annotation, molecular function: UDP-galactose transmembrane transporter activity. NCBI's taxonomy places the organism in Eukaryota, Metazoa, Arthropoda, Insecta, Diptera, Drosophilidae. The record is from RefSeq and is a predicted model, not a curated record. Gene Ontology annotation, biological process: pyrimidine nucleotide-sugar transmembrane transport. Gene Ontology annotation, cellular component: Golgi membrane. The coding region runs from base 173 to 1351 and encodes 392 amino acids.